Hansenula anomala is the source of this 1659-nucleotide messenger RNA. It is a transcript of the gene SNX41, whose product is annotated as Snx41p. The coding region runs from base 1 to 1659 and encodes 552 amino acids. NCBI's taxonomy places the organism in Eukaryota, Fungi, Ascomycota, Saccharomycetes, Phaffomycetales, Wickerhamomycetaceae. Gene Ontology annotation, biological process: retrograde transport, endosome to Golgi. The record is from RefSeq and is a predicted model, not a curated record. The transcript is spliced from 2 exons. Gene Ontology annotation, molecular function: phosphatidylinositol binding.
AUGGACUCCUUCCAUGAUGAGGAUAAUAACCCUUUUUCAGGCAGCGACCACUUGUUUGCCAGUGGAAUUGCAGGAGAUAACAACUUCGCUUUGCCUCCAGAGUUGCAGUCGUCAUCAAUUAUCUUUGGUGGUGAUGAGCAUUCUACUACAAAUGAACCUGAGGAUGAAGAGAUAAGUGAUGUGUCGGAUGAUUACCAACGUGUUUCCCAAUAUUACAAUUCAGCAAAUAGUCAGAAUGUUCGCACAGGGACCUUGCUCGAUCAUGACCACAUAACGAUAACGGAUGCAGGCCAUAUAAGAGACAUGAAAGGUAAUAAGGUCAUUGCAUACACAAUUAGAUAUAAUCAAAUUGAACUGAAAAGAAGGUAUUCUGAGUUUGAUAGUUUUAGAGCUUCGUUGGUAAAGUUAUUUCCAACAUUUAUUAUUCCCCCAAUCCCUGAAAAGCAUUCAGUUGUUAAAUAUUUCCUGAACCCAAUUAACGCUAAGAAUGACCUGAAAAUAAUAGAAAAGAGAAAAAGAAUGUUGGCUUCAUUUCUUAAUGGUUGUUUACAUAUACCCAAUAUCAAGGAUUCAAUAGUGUGGAAUAAAUUUCUAGAUCCAACAGUAUCAUGGAUAGAGGUUUUAAAUUCACCACCUAUAUCACUUUUACCAUCUUCAAGUCUAUUAGCACCACCUUUAAACCCAACAAAACCAAGCCCAUUGCAUUUAUUAUUACCAAUACCUCAAUCUGGAACAAUUAAUAACUUUAGACCAAGAGAAGAAGAUAAGGAAACCUCCAAGGAAUUUAAAGAGUAUGAACAAAUUUUCAAAGUCUACAAAUCUUACACAUCGCCAUUGGCUAAGAGCAUGAAGAAGCAGAAGCGUCAUUUCAAAGGAUUGGUGAAAGAUCUUGGUGAAUUGGGUGCUUAUUAUAAUGCAUUCAGUCUUGAAGGUAAUUUUAAUCUGGCCACUGGUAUUGAAAAAACUGGUCAAGCAAUUGAUAUAAACUUCAUAAAUUCAGAAGCAUUCGCAUUUAAAAUCCUGACAACUUUAGAAGAACCAAUAGUGGAAAUUAAUCAAUUUUCCAAUGAAACAUUAAACGUGAUAAACUUUAGAAAAUUGAAAGAAGUUCAGCUUUUCAUAAUAGAUACAACUAUCAAAAGAAGAAAUCAAAGAAUAGAAUCUUUGAAAAAUGCUCAAGAACAAGCAAACAGACUAGAGGAAGUCUUGAAAAGAAAUGCAGAGCAGUCACCAACCAUAGCUGCUGCUGUUAAAAGGCUAGAAGAAGGUCAAUCUGUUCAAAAAGUUUCUCCAUGGACAAGACUGUUUGCUGGGAAGUCUAACACGAAUGAUGUUUCAAUGAUGAAUGAGGAGCAAAGAAUGAUUGAAGUUGAUAAGAUUGAGAAAGAAAUUGUUAAGCUUAAUGAAUGUUUAAAAGUUGUUCUGAAAGAUUUGGAUCAAGUCAAUGAGUCGAUUAAAAGAAAUUUACACUCUGUCAUGGCACUAUAUAGUGAGAAAUGGAAAGAAUUGAUGCUUAAUUAUAGUGAAAGCUUAUUAAUAUGGCUUCAUGAGAACCUCAAAGCAUGGGAGGAUGCAAAAGCUGAAAUUGACAAGAUUGAAGUGACUCAACCAGACUUUCAAAGUGAUGAUAGAAUUCCAGAACAUCUCAAGAGGAGGUGA